AAAGUAUCAUUUUAUUUCAUUUUGGUAAAACUAUUUUUUUCCCUUUCUUAAAAACUCUUUAAUCCCUUUUCUCUCUCCUAAUUUCCGGUCACCGGAAUUUUACCCCUCAAUUUUUUUUUUUUUUUUUUUAGAUUACCCAUUUGCAUUUUCAAACCCCUUUGAUUUUUCCUAGUCUCCAAAAAAAAUUAUUGAGCCUAGGAAAAAAAAAAUAAAAUUAAAGGGUGAUAAAAUAGUUUGAGUUUUUAGCUUUAAUUUUUGUUCAGUAAAACCCAGAAAUUUUCAUAAAAAAUUAUAAAUAAUUUGAAUCUGGAGAAGUUUCGAAGAAAAAUUAGUUGAUCGAUUUGAAGACUUAUACGAUCUAUGUCUUCUUCAUUUUUCACCCCAGUUGGACUAUCAUGCAGAGAUAUAGAUAUGGGCUGUUGUUGCACCACUCGCUUUCAGUGUAUGGGCGCUAUUUGUGGUCCUAGUUAUAAUUGAAGUAUCGAGUCGAGUUGGUUGAGUUUUCGACAUGGAAUCGAAGAGAGAGGAGGCUCUUGUAGCGAAACAGCAUGCUGAGAAGAGAUUUGCUGAGAAGGAUUUUGUUGGUGCCAAGAAUUUCGCGUUGAAGGCUCAAAUGCUGUAUCCCGAAUUAGAAGGUAUUUCACAGAUGGUGGCAACGUUUGAUGUAUAUGUUGCGUCUGAGGGGAAAGUUAAUGGUGAAGUUGAUUUUUAUUCUAUUCUUGGGUUAAAACCAUCUGCUGAUAAAUCUUCAGUAAAAAGACAGUAUAAAAGGCUCGCGGUGUUGCUACAUCCAGAUAAGAAUCGAACUGUGGGAGCUGAUGGGGCAUUUAGGCUUGUUUCGGAAGCGUGGACUCAUUUGUCAGAUAUUUCUAAAAGAGCUACAUAUGAUCGCAAGAGGAAUGGUCAACUGUCUUCCACAGUGGUUGCUGGGGCUACAUAUCCUACCAAUUGUGCAAAGUCUUCUCUUCCUCCUACAUUUUGGACAGUUUGCACUUCUUGUCAAGUUCAAUACGAAUAUCUUCGGAAGUAUGUCAAUAAGAGGCUCUCAUGUAAGAACUGCCGUGCUACUUUUAUGGCCGUGGAAAUGGGAACAGCUCCGAUCAACGGUUCUUAUCCUGUUUCACAGUUUUCAUAUGGGCCUGAAAAUGGAUACAAUAGUAGUCAUGGGCAUAACAUGUCAUUCUACCCUACUAGUCCUGUAUAUGUUUCAGGGAACGGGGUUCCUGUGUAUCACUCUGGUCACGGCUCUGAAUAUGUUUCAAAUGUGUCUUUUCAAUGGAGUACAUCCCCGGGAUCCUCUGGUGGGUAUGUCAGCCCUAAUGGAUUUACCACUUCUGCUGAUACGCUUUACCAGAGUAACGGAUAUCCAAGUAAACCUGGGAAAAAGGUGAAAGCUGAUGUAAGUGCCAAUGGUUCCGUUGGCUGUAAUCAAUCAUCGGGCACAACAAAUGUUAGAAGGCCGUAUAAGAAAAGAAAGGUUGAAAAUGGUGGUAAUUCUGCUGUAAAUGGUGACGAGUUAGGUGGUAAGGUUGUUACCGAAGCAGCAAUGCCUAAGGAAAACGGAUGCACUGUACCCAAGUUUUCUGCCACUAAUGAAUCCUCUGUCAAGCGGUCUAUUCCUCCACUGAUUGAUAUCAGAACGUUGUUGAUAGAGAAGGCCAGAAAAGAAAUCCGGAAGAGGCUUGAAGAGAUGAAAUCGGAAUCAAUUGAGAAUGGUGAAAAAACUCAUAUACCUGGUAAACCUGGAGAAUCUCGGAGAAGAGCACAUCUGGGUAUCUCCCAUUUGGAACCCAAGAAACUCGGGCCAGUCACUCUAACAGUUCCUGACUCUGACUUCCAUGAUUUUGACAAGGACAGGACAGAAGAGUGCUUCCAACCCAAGCAGAUAUGGGCACUGUAUGAUGAAGAGGACGGCAUGCCCCGCCUUUAUUGUCUGAUACGCCAGAUCAUCUCAGUGAAUCCAUUCAAAAUUCUAAUUAGCUACUUGGGUUCUAAAACUGAUACUGAGUUUGGAGCAGUAAAUUGGAUAGAUUCUGGAUUCACAAAAUCUUGUGGACAUUUCCGAGCGACCACUACUGACAUCAUUGAAGGGGUCAACAUGUUUUCUCACGUCUUAAGCCGGGAGAAGGCAGGCCGAGGAGGGUGUGUUCGUCUUUACCCAAGAAGCGGAGACAUAUGGGCAGUGUACCGGAACUGGUCAAAGGAUUGGAAUCGGUCAACUCCUUACGACGUGAGGCACCAAUAUGAAAUGGUUGAGAUAAUGGAUGAUUACAACGAAGAGAUUGGGAUUUGUGUUACCCCACUUGUUAAGGUAGAGGGGUACAAGACGGUGUAUCAGAGAAGCACCGACAAGGCCGCAGUUCAGUUGAUCCCGAGGAGAGAGAUGGUCAGAUUCUCGCACCAGGUGCCAUCUUGGUUGCUCAAAGAGGUGACUAAUUUGCCAGAUGAAUGCUGGGAUCUGGAUCCUGCUGCCAUCCCAGACCAGCUGCUUCAGCCGGUGAAAGAUACCGAGAUCCAAGAUUUAAAUAAACCUAGUGAGAAAGACUCUUGAAACUAGAUACUACUGCUCUUUUUGGGCAUUUCUGAUAAUGAAUGGUUGGCUUUAACUCAAUACUGAUAGAGAAAUAUCAUAAAGUAGGGCAGGAGUUUCACCAUAGGAUGAUUUAGAGUAGUUCCGAUGUUGGUCACAAGCUGAUCGACGAACUUUGAACCCUAAUGAUUUUAGAGGGUUCAUUGCUCAUUGAGUGAUGGGUGCUAUGUAGGCAUGUAGCAAUCUUGUACUCAAUUCUUAAAUUGAUUGUACUUGUGUUUUACAGGUUUUUGAUCAUCCUGCUAGAUUUAGCUGUGAAUUCUCAUGCAAGAAUUUUGUGCAUGUUGAAGAUGGUUUGCCGUUGGGUGGCGUUAUCACAAUUGCAUGCUUCCAUCGUUGUGUUGCAAAUAAUCUUACAAUUCCUCAAUGUUGCUCUAA
Chenopodium quinoa (quinoa) is the source of this 2968-nucleotide messenger RNA. Its product is annotated as J protein JJJ2-like. Bases 509 to 2551 code for a protein of 680 amino acids. The transcript has 2 exons. The record is from RefSeq and is a predicted model, not a curated record. NCBI's taxonomy places the organism in Eukaryota, Viridiplantae, Streptophyta, Magnoliopsida, Caryophyllales, Amaranthaceae.